This is a messenger RNA of Zygotorulaspora mrakii, 2238 nucleotides long. RefSeq names its product Vps72p (gene VPS72). NCBI's taxonomy places the organism in Eukaryota, Fungi, Ascomycota, Saccharomycetes, Saccharomycetales, Saccharomycetaceae. Gene Ontology annotation, molecular function: ATP-dependent H2AZ histone chaperone activity. Bases 1 to 2238 code for a protein of 745 amino acids. The record is from RefSeq and is a predicted model, not a curated record. Gene Ontology annotation, cellular component: nucleus. The transcript has a single exon. Gene Ontology annotation, biological process: regulation of DNA-templated transcription; chromatin remodeling.
AUGGAGGACUCAGCAUCUGACAGUCAUGAUGAGCAGGAGCUCUUAAUGUCUACGAGGCAACGCCGUUCCAAUGCAGGAAAUAGGAUGAGGAAGCUUUUAGAACAAGAAUUAGAAGAAAUGAAAUCUAAAACUGACGCCUUGAACGAUGAUGAACUCGACCUUUUGUUUCAAGAAGAUGCAGAUGAUGAAGAAUUUGAGGGGGAAGGGAGCUCUAGUGAGGCAGAGGGUAGUGAAGAGCCUGAAAGAGUAUUCGAACCGCCGAAAGAGCCUACUACUGCGAACGAUGAUAUGCUUUUGAGUGAUUCUGAACCAGAAUCUUCUGAACAGGAAGGGGAUGAUGCAGGUGAAAGAGAGCUGCAAGACGAAAGAGCUAGACAGAGAAAGAAGAGAAAGAAGAACUUGGCACCUGUGAUAAAGAAAAAAUCCAAGAUUUCGACCGAUGAGUUAGAUGGUCAAGUGAGGCAGCAGUUGCACCACGAGCUUUUAAAUGCAGAAAGUCUGCUUGUCGCCGAUAGAAGAACAUCAAAGAGAUCAUCUGUGGUGGCAAAUAAACUAGAAGUAUACGCAAAACUGUCGCGAGCAGAGAAGAAAAGGAAGGUAAUACAGGAGAGGAUUAAAAAGCAUAAAGCACUCCAAAGGGAGGUGGUACUUACACAAGAAGACAGAAUGAGAAUAGCAUUGGAAACUGAAAAGUUCAAUCUUUUGAGUUUGAAUAAGUAUAAGGAGCAGGAAGUAUCCAAGAAACAGAGCAGACUUGCUAUGCAAAAGCGGCAAAAAAUAAAGUUCAGACCAGGUGAAGUUGUCAUACAAGAGCUGUCAAUAGCGUGGAAUGUCGAUCCAGUUAUGGAGCUAGAAGAUAAGCAAUACUGGGAUGCUCAGUUGAAAAAGAGAGAGAAAAAAAAGAAGAAAUAUCCUCGUAGACAAAAGAAACAUAAUCUCGAACCUCUUGAUAAGACGGAGAAAGAUGCAGUGAAUAACCAACAGAUCGAUCAGGGAAAAAAUGAAAACAUGGGAAAGGGCCUAGGUGAUGUUGCUGUUGCCGGAACGACAGAAAACCGAUCACAUGUUUCAUUUGAAGAAACAAAUAUGCAUACAAAGGCGGAUUAUGGAAUUGAAGAAAUGGGUCAAGAUACGAGCAAAGAGGGAAAGAACACUAUGGGCGUAAAAAAGAAGGAAGAUAGUCAAGAAGGUGAACAGUCCAGUAAGGAGAACAUAACUAGCGACGUUAUAGAAAAUAAAGUGUGCAAGGACACAUCACAUAAUCCAACAGAUAGCUUAAAUAUUUCAAAAGAUAACAAAGAAGACGAAUUGAAGGAUGAUUGCGCUAAUAAGUCAAAAUUUACAGCGGGUUCGGUAAAUGGUAUUGAAAUACCAAACUUCCGAGAUACAUCCAGAGUCCCUGAGGAUACUUCUGGGACAAGGCUGGCAGACGAUAACGGGAAAGGUAUACAACUUGGCACAAUAGAGAAGGAAGAUGGAAAAAUAAAAAAACAGGUCACAUUCGCAGAACAAACUGUCACAACUCACAUUGAUCCAGACGCGAAUCCAUCACUGGAAGGUUCUUUUCAAAACAUUGAACCCACAGGUGUUAUUUCGGAUAAUGCACAACAAUCCGAUGGCCUUCCUUUAGAAGAAAGUCAUGAAGAGCUCAUAUACGAAGGACCUCCUCAAUUAGUCGCUAAAGAUAUGGUUAGUUUAUAUAGAUUUCCAUCCGAGACAUAUGAAGGGGACGUGCGCGAUGAGCUUUUUGGUAAGCAAUGGUCAAAUGCCACCCGUCAAAGAUCGCCAACCGUGGAAAAUAUCUGCAAAAUUACUAUGCCUGAAAAUGCAUUAAGCUACACAGCAAAUACUUCCAUAAUCCCAGAUCUAUCCUUCCUUGAAAACUUUCCUGCCUUUGGUGAGUAUGGUAGAAAGAUAGUUCACGACACGGGAGGAAAUAAGCACGAAGAACUAGAAGUUGAAAUCAAAACUCAACCACCUAGUGGUGUUCUUUUUAGUAAUGGAGUAAGGAAGAGGUGCCUAAUUACAAACAAGGAGUGCCACUAUUUUGAUCCAAAGAAUGGCGUUCCCUAUUCAGAUGUGGAAGCUUACAGGGUCAUUCAGGAAAUUCAGGAUUCUUCAAUUGCUGAAUCUCACGAAAAUUCCGAGCCGCAUUACCAAUGGGUUGGCUUUAGAAAUGGUGGUAUAUAUCUCGAUCUUCUUCAAAAGCCUGCAAACAAUGUCCCCGAAGGUUUUUAG